UACAUGCCCAGGAACACACUUUGAUCUCUUCCAGAUGGGUAUAAAUUAACAGAGGUUGAGUUAUUAAGAACAGAAGUGAGACUGGCUGCAGCCAGAAGAAAAGGCACGAAAGCCGUGCCUGUUCAGAAAAGACUCGAUAUUUGAUGUAGAGGUUGUACAAUUGACAAAUCCACCAUCUAACACCAGAAUGAUUUCUCCAGAAGAUUACCUUCGACAUGAUGUGAAGAUUAUCCAUGGCUACCCCAUGAUUUAUGCCUUUACAUACAACUGGGAAAGAAUUGAGCAGUUCCAAUGCAAGCCAGAUGAUGUUUGGCUAAUCACUUUUCCAAAGUCUGGUACCGCAUGGGUGAGUGAAAUCAUGGACUUGAUUAGACAUGAUGGUGAUGUUGAAAAACAGGAAAAGAUUGAUAUUGGUAGGCGAGUCCAAAUGUUGGAAUCAGCAAUUCCUGGAAUAUUGCUUGAAGGUACAGAAUAUUUAGAGAAGAUGUCAUCUCCUCGGUUUGUGAGAACUCACCUGCCAAUUUCCCUCCUUCCCAAGAAUUUCUGGGAGAGCAAAGGCAAGGUCAUCUAUGUGGCUAGGAAUGCCAAGGAUGUGGUAGUCUCCUAUUACAAUUUUGACAAAAUGAACAAGUUCAACCCUGAGCCAGGCACCUUUCCUGAGUUCCUGGAGAAAUUCAUGUCUGGGAAUGUGCCCUAUGGCUCCUGGUAUGAACACGUCACAAGCUGGUGGGAGAAGAAGAAAGAUCACCCUAUACUCUAUCUGUUCUAUGAGGACAUAAAAGAGCACCCAAAGAGAGAAAUUCGGAAGGUGAUGCAAUUCCUAGGGAAGCAAUUGGAUGAAGAGACCUUGGACAGAAUUGUUCAACGAACCUCCUUUGAAACAAUGAAAAACAAUAUUUGGGUGAAUUACAAGUCAUAUCCAAGUACCUUUUUUGAUCAUGAUAUCUCUUCUUUCAUGCGCAAGGGGAUUGCUGGUGACUGGAAAAACUACUUCACUGUGGCCGAAAAUGAGAAAUUUGAUGCAGAUUAUGAGAAAAAGAUGAGGGGAACAACUCUGAAGUUCCGUAGUGAAAUCUGAAGAAAUUGGGGGUUUUCUGCAUUAAACAGAUUUGUUGCAAUUUCAUUUCCACAAAUCUCUCUAAUGAAAACAGAUUUUUCUUAAUCUGGAAAAUAAAAACAACUACCUAGAUAGUUCAAAUAAAAGUAAUUGCAUGGAAAAACAGAGCCAAAAAUUGGGGCAUUUGCAAAGAAAACCAGCUCCUGUCUAACUUCUGACCAAGAGUUUUCUUUUUUUGGUCAAUUUAAUGUAAUUUUUUUCAAUUCACACAAAUCUAUUUUCUCUCUAUCCCAUCUUGCUUUCCCCACUUCAUAUGAGAGGAGGGAAACCCUUAAAAUAAAUAUACAUAACCAAGCAAAAUAAAUUUACUACAUGACCAAGUCA
Dromiciops gliroides (monito del monte) is the source of this 1441-nucleotide messenger RNA. RefSeq names its product sulfotransferase family cytosolic 1B member 1-like. Gene Ontology annotation, molecular function: sulfotransferase activity. Gene Ontology annotation, biological process: sulfation. Lineage: Eukaryota; Metazoa; Chordata; Mammalia; Microbiotheria; Microbiotheriidae. The transcript has 8 exons. Bases 188 to 1078 code for a protein of 296 amino acids. The record is from RefSeq and is a predicted model, not a curated record. Gene Ontology annotation, cellular component: cytoplasm.